Molecule: messenger RNA, 1676 nt
Organism: Sinocyclocheilus grahami
Lineage: Eukaryota; Metazoa; Chordata; Actinopteri; Cypriniformes; Cyprinidae
Product: paxillin-like
Exons: 6
Coding region: 1-1170 (389 amino acids)
Biological process (GO): endothelial cell migration; substrate adhesion-dependent cell spreading; transforming growth factor beta receptor signaling pathway
Source: RefSeq, a predicted model, not a curated record
AUGUGGCAUCUCAAGGAGUUUGUACUGCUGUCCCAGAUCAAAUCAGUUAUUAGACGUACCAAGGAGAUUCAAAACGUCCACCCCAUGUACCGAGAUGGCCUGAUACGAAGGAAGAUGGGCCCCCUGAUUUUCCACAAGAGCAACUCCCAGGACCGGCUCAUUGAGGAACUGCAAGGCAAGCUGGGAAUUGCCCGUAAGGAUCGCCCGAAAAAGCAGCAGCCAGACGAUUGGCUCACAGAAGGUGUCAUUGUCAUGUCCAACCCCAAAUGCUCACGAGAAGACCACAACAGGGAGGUGGAUAAGAUCAAAUCAGUUAUUAGACGUACCAAGGAGAUUCAAAACGUCCACCCCAUGUACCGAGAUGGCCUGAUACGAAGGAAGAUGGGCCCCCUGAUUUUCCACAAGAGCAACUCCCAGGACCGGCUCAUUGAGGAACUGCAAGGCAAGCUGGGAAUUGCCCGUAAGGAUCGCCCGAAAAAGCAGCAGCCAGACGAUUGGCUCACAGAAGGUGUCAUUGUCAUGUCCAACCCCAAACGCUCACGAGAAGACCACAACAGGGAGGUGGAUAAGAACGUGGCAUCCUUUGAGAGGGAAGGACAGCCAUACUGCGAGAGAGAUUACCAUCAUUUAUUCUCUCCGCGCUGCUACUACUGUAACGGACCCAUACUGGAUAAAGUGGUGACAGCGUUAGAUAGAACGUGGCAUCCCGAGCACUUUUUCUGUGCUCAGUGUGGGGCGUUCUUCGGUCCUGAAGGAUUUCAUGAGAAAGAUGGAAAGGCGUACUGUCGUAAAGACUACUUCGAUCUCUUUGCUCCUAAAUGUGGAGGCUGUGCUCGUGCCAUCCUGGAGAAUUACAUCUCUGCCCUGAGUGCCCUCUGGCAUCCAGAGUGUUUUGUGUGCAGGGAGUGCUUCACACCCUUCGUCAACGGCAGUUUCUUCGAGCAUGACGGUCAGCCGUACUGUGAGGUUCAUUAUCACUCCCGCCGCGGGUCGCUGUGUUCCGGCUGUCAGAAACCCAUCACGGGCCGCUGCAUCACAGCCAUGGGCAAGAAGUUUCAUCCUGAGCAUUUUGUCUGUGCCUUCUGCCUCAAGCAGCUCAAUAAGGGCACCUUCAAAGAGCAAAAUGACAAGCCUUACUGCCAGGGCUGCUUCAUCAAGCUCUUCAGCUAGAAAGAUGUCUGACUGACUGAGUGUGUGAGUGUGUAAGUCUGCAUGUUGUGUUGUUUGCCUGUUUUGUGUGUGCGUGUAUUUGUUAAUCCGGUUUAUGUGUCUGACUCUCAACGUCCCCACAUGACAUUGCUGGUCAGGUUAAAACGAUGGUGCCAUGAUAUGUGCUCUCAAAAGCCAGGCUGUUUUUAGAGGGUAUUAGAAGAAAGUUCAGCUGAGACUGUAGAGUUAUUUUUAGAGAAAGUGUGUGAAUGUUUUCUGCUCACUGGAUGAGCUGGACAGAAACUGUUUGAUGAUGAGAACAGUUCAGGAGGGAUGAUGGGAAACGUGUGCAGCAUGAACGUAUGAGACACAAUCAACAGAGGUAAAUGAAAACAGCUAAAUGAGUGACUGGAAGUCAAACGAAUAACCAACUGGAGCCAAUAAUUACUGGUGAUUCUCAUGAACGAAUCCAGGUCAUAUUUCAGUCUGAAACCAAGAGGAAAGAUAAGAAAUUAUAUUUUCCAUUA